GGACUUUAGACACUAGGUAAAUUCCUCAUAGAUAAGAGGUGAUUACGUAUUAAUAUUUACUGAUAAAGUAAUUGUACACUUACGUUUUACGUUCGUAAGCGCAACCGGGCAAUCUUUUAAGACUGUAUUUUAUACAUAGUGACGUGGGAAUGGAAUGGAAUGGACAUUGUGUCACUAACUUCAAGAUCACAAAAAACUCCUAUGAACUCCGAUGAACAGAUUCAGCAAAAUGGUUUUCUGUCCGAGUACAAAUAAAGCAUUUUGAACAUUUACACAAUGAGCCAAACGCGAAAACCAAGAAUAAUGAGUAUUUCUUAUUCUGAAGCUUCAACAGUAUGGGCAGUUGGAAAGGGUACCCGCAAGGUAGAAGAGGGUGUCAAAUAUAAUUUGUCAUUACUAUCAGGUCCUGGAAAACAAGAUGGACAAUUAACCGAACCUCUGCCUUACACUAUAGAACCAUUGCCAUAUUCCAUGCAAAGUUGUGCCCAUUUCGAGUUGAUGUCAGGCUCUAUUGCAAGAGAUGUGUUUGGUGGCGAGGAAACAAAGGAUCCCGACAAGGAAGUUCUACAGCAUUCUAAAGAAGACUUCAUUCUUGACCUUUUGUUACCAGUUCCAAUGGCAGGUUGUCUUACGCUAUUAGCUUUGCAGAAUUACAACCGAGAACGGAAAAUGUACAAUGUAUCAAGAAAGUUCUUAGAACAUUACUCUGUUUUAACAGGUAGCAGCUCAGAUGGCCUUUGCCUACCAGAGGUGACACACAUGAACAGGAAAGUCAAUGUUACAGAAGGUCCAGAUGAGGAUAAAAUUUAUAUAUUUUCAUCACUUAUUGUCGACAGCGAAAACAAGAGGGCAUUUAGCUCGCUAGAUACUUCAAGAAGUCCACCAGGUUAUACAAAACUUGUCUUUAACUUAGACUGGCUAGAGAAGAGACCAAGCAAAUAUCCCCGCGAACGCGUGGAAGAAAAACUUAUUAAAGACAACUAUCCAGCAUUUAUUGACCCGGGUAAAAGUAAAAUUGUUGUGAGAAGUAAACUUGUCAAUAUUCUCAGGAAAUAUCUAAGACAAGAGAUACAUAGCAGUGAUAGGGAAAGAUUAUUUGCACGUCGUGCGACGAAUGUCGAUUCCACUGCAAACAUAAAGUUCUCAUAUCACGGACCAGCCGUGACCUGCGAGAUUGAGAGAUCUGAUUUUCUUAAAGUAACUAUAUCAAAAGAUUACGUUGUCGCACUUCCUUGUCCGCGCUGGCCACAAGAAGCCGCUGAAUGGGUUCAUCGUGAUCGUAUUUGGCCUCCAAAAGCUCUUGUUCGACAUGUCGUCAAAAUUGGGUGCCACAUCGUUCCUAAAGGAGAUAAAUUCAACAAAGACCCUCACGAUUUUUUAAUUUCAUUCUCUCAUUGCGAGAAACUUCUUGCGCUAAGCUUGAGUAUCAAGCAGAAGCGCUGCUACAUGUUGUUCAAAUUCUUGUUCAAGUACUCUAUCAACAGAAUACAUCGCGGGCUCACAACUUACCACUGCAAAACUAUAUUUUUCCGACUGUGCGAAGAAGUUCAUGAGGAUCAUUGGAGUGAAACCCAACCAUUUGAUUUCCUCAUGCGGCUGUUACUUGAGAUGGAAACAUGUCUCGAAAAUGGAUUAAUGCCACAGUAUUUCAUCCCACAAAGAAACAUGAUUCACUUCAUGACCGAACAAACAAGGAAUGCCGUAUUGAAAGACAUCCAAAAAGUUAAAGAGAAUCCUGUUGGUAUUUUCCUUGAACUAACGGAGAAACAUCGCUUCUGCUGGCUUUCUAAAGAUGUUUCUGCUGCAAGUAUUUUCAUUCCUUUGCUCUUAAAGCCGCAUCUUCCAAGGAGUAUAGCACAGCAGAAAUUGCUUGAAUACGUAGCUGCUCUGUUAGACAAAGGUGAAGUUGGAGUUGUUCUCUCUCUGCUCUGUGGAAUUGAAAUAUGCGACGAGCCGCCCUCUACAGAAACUUCGAUUUAUUUUGUAGAGAAAGUGGUUGAAACAGAGAACGGAUCGAAAUGUCAAAAUUUGAAAGCGCUAUUGGCGACACUUUACCACCAGUUUGCUUUAGAAAUUAAACAUGAUGAGUCAGAAAGCCGAAAGGAAUUGAUGGAUAAAAGUAUUGGUAUAUUUGAAGAAAUUAUUCAAGAAGGGAACUGCCAUGCCUGGAUAAUUAGUGAAUACUACAACCUGCUGUUCAAUUUAGAAUCUUUUGGCAAGAUUAUAAACCACUUUGCUAAAUUGAUUAGGAAAGACUAUGUGUGUACGGCAUGGCAUUUUUUCAAAGGCGGAAUAUACACAAAUGUUGAUUUUCAUAAUCGGGCAACAGUGGAAGGUUCUAUUCAGGUAGCUCCGGAAUUCAUUGUUCCAGCUUUUCUGUACGUGAGUUACAAGGCUGUAUCAGCUAGUAUGAGCUACAUUAGAUACAGCAGCUUGGCAGACAUUGAAAUUGAAAUGAUUUUGACAUUUGUAAAGAAGCUAAUGAAGAAGUUACAACUUUGGUUGAGAGAUAAGGAGAGAGUUUACCCCGAGUUUAUUGACGAAUAUGCUCAUAUCACUCUCGGACUAGGCUAUAAACACUUAGAUGAUAUUGAAAACUACAAACAACAUUUCAGAGCUGCUGAAAAUUUCUGCAUUCCACUCCGUCAGAUAAAUACUGAUCUCAUCUAUAAUGAACCGGUGACUGUCAGAAUUCACCAUCGCUUGAAGAGCCCUAGAUACCGACCAUACAAACGCCAAAGUAAACAUGCGAGGCCGAAUAUUCCCGAUUUAGCCUUUCGAUUCAGAGAUUUCAAGCUGAACGAAUACGCACACUAUUAAGACAGUGUUCCGUAAAUACCAUAAAAUUUGUGCAUAUAUUUCGGGACUUUUUUCUGUCCGAUAGCUCACCUUGGACACCUUCUUUAUUGACAAAUACGGUGCAAAUUGAUAUGCAAUGGACAUGAUCAAUAGCAAUAAUGGAAUAUGCUGUUGUUUUGCGAUAGGUUUACCAAAACAACACAAUGAUUCUCUUGAAACGUAAGGCACUAAAUUGUUGUUGCUGAAAUGUUUACGAUGACUUCGAGUAAAGACAUUUGUUUGGAAACGUUGGUCUCAAAUGGACAUUGAUUUCAUUGUAAUAUCAUGAUGUUUAAUAUAGUAAACGAAUAUUCGAUA
Molecule: messenger RNA, 3156 nt
Organism: Mercenaria mercenaria
Lineage: Eukaryota; Metazoa; Mollusca; Bivalvia; Venerida; Veneridae
Exons: 2
Coding region: 277-2820 (847 amino acids)
Source: RefSeq, a predicted model, not a curated record